AUAUAUCCAUGCUGGUCACUUUUUGAUUGCACUUAGAACGAGAAAUGCAUUCAGAGAGGAAGCUGUCUGAUAGAACAUUUGACAAUGUUACACCCUAUUUUUUUCCAAGUCUUUCUGACUUGUUUUUGUGUUGUGAGAAACUGUAAUGAACUGAUUGUUCAUCAGUUGUUCCUUUUGUCAAACUUAUUACAUUUAAAUUUACUUUCUUUAAUCUAGCAUAAACAACAGAUUCGGAUAGGUCAGGGAUCAGGGGUGUCCUUAGGGGUGGAGCAGGAGGGGGUGUUGCCCAGGGGUGCAAAUAGGACCUCAACUGCUGAACGUUGGGGGCGGUACGAGUUGGAAAGAAAGAGGUCCCACCCAUGGAGGUAUUACAUAAUAUAUAAGGUCGCACAACCACCACCACACUUAUACACAAGGGAAGACCUAAUAGAAGCUCAUCACAUAGCAGACCGUGAGCUCACCAUGGCAAAAAGACCUUUUGAAGUAGACCAAAGGACUGAGAAGGAGCUGAGUGAAGAGCAGUCAGCUGACCUGUACUCCAGUGAAGAUGACCUCUACUCCGAGAACUGGAGCAAUGAGAACGACUGGUCUGACUCCGACGACUGGAGUGACAAAGAAGACAAGAUGUCCAGUGACCUGACCACGAGCGAAGAAGAAGAUGACGGAAAGGGUCCUCAGUGCCCACUGCGCCAAGAGGUGAAGCGCAAAGUUAAAGAGCGUCGCCGUGCCAUACGAUCAAAGAACAGAAAACGGCGGAGAUUGGAGAACGGCAUCAUGAGCACAGCGUCCGAAUCACACAAGGACUUCGUGUGGCAAACCCUGGAGUCGACACAGCGUGACCUACAGCUAGAGGAAAGAAGGCAGGCAAAGAUGAUGACCCAACAAGCAGAGUUCUACUCACAGUGGAUACAGCAGAAGCGUCAGCUGGCGGACACCUCGCGGACAGUCCUUGGGGCGAUAGCCGACCUUGUUCAGGUGGUCCGGCUGAAGAGAGGACAAGAGGCGCAGGGCCUACAGGAGAGUACUUUGGAGAGGAUCCGUGAGACAUACUGUACAGAGGUGGAGAGGCAGUGGAGGCUGAAGGAAGAGGAAAUGAAGAAGCUCAUGGCAGCUGAAGAGGUGGCGAGGAUGAAAAUCAUCAGAGGGUGUGAGAAGAAAUAAAAUGGAAGCACAGAUAAAAGUUAUGCGAGAAGAGAUACUCAGAAAAGUUGAGUGUGGGCUGAUCACUGCGUCGUGUCCUCCGAAACCUCAGUCAAACUCAACUUUAGUCAAGCUCAACUUCAGUCAAACCAUGAACCUGUGCACUGCUGUAUAUUUGGUUUGCUGAUGUUUGCAACUUUGUAUAGUCUUUUUUGGUUUGGUGUUUGCACUUGGUGUGUUUACCUGUACAUAUUUUUG
Messenger RNA from Engraulis encrasicolus (European anchovy), 1398 nucleotides. RefSeq lists its product as uncharacterized. The coding region runs from base 463 to 1161 and encodes 232 amino acids. Lineage: Eukaryota; Metazoa; Chordata; Actinopteri; Clupeiformes; Engraulidae. The record is from RefSeq and is a predicted model, not a curated record. The transcript has 3 exons.